Messenger RNA from Ostreococcus lucimarinus CCE9901, 1773 nucleotides. RefSeq lists its product with no specific name. Gene Ontology annotation, molecular function: glucose-6-phosphate isomerase activity; carbohydrate derivative binding; monosaccharide binding. The record is from RefSeq and is a predicted model, not a curated record. NCBI's taxonomy places the organism in Eukaryota, Viridiplantae, Chlorophyta, Mamiellophyceae, Mamiellales, Bathycoccaceae. Gene Ontology annotation, cellular component: cytosol. The coding region runs from base 1 to 1773 and encodes 590 amino acids. The transcript has a single exon. Gene Ontology annotation, biological process: glucose 6-phosphate metabolic process; gluconeogenesis; glycolytic process.
AUGGGGACGCAGGGCGGCACGGCGCUGAUAAGCACGACGGCGGAGUGGCGAGCGCUGAAGGAACACUUCGCGAAUGAGAUCGAUAAGACGCACCUGAGAGAUUUGAUCGCGGACGCGAAGCGAUGCGAGGAGCUCGUGAUUGAGAGCGACGGGGUGUACUGCGACUUUGCGAGACAGCGAGUGACGCACGAUACGAUGACGAAGUUGUACGAUCUCGCGCGCGCGGCGGGGGUGAAGGAGAAGAUCAAUGCGAUGUUUAAUGGGGAGGCGAUCAACUCCACGGAGAACCGGGCGGUUUUGCACGUCGCGACGCGGGCGCCGAAGGAUAAGGUGAUCAACGUCGACGGGAAAAACGUGGUGCCGGACGUGCACGACGUCUUGGAUAAGAUUAAGGACUUUUCUGAGCGCGUGCGCAACGGGGAAUGGGUCGGGGAAACGGGUAAGCCGUUGAAGGAUGUCGUGGCGAUCGGGAUUGGUGGAUCUUUCCUCGGCCCGCUCUUCGUGCACACGUCGUUGCGCACGAACCCGGAAGCCGCCGACGAGGCGCGAGGGCGUCAGCUUCGGUUUUUGGCCAACGUCGACCCGGUCGACGUCGCUCGCUCGUUAAACGGUUUGGAUCCGGAAACGACGCUCGUGAUCGUGGUUUCGAAGACGUUCACCACGGCGGAGACUAUGUUGAACGCGCGCACCGUGCGCGCGUGGAUUCGCGCGUCCCUCGGCGAAGCCGCGGUGUCAAAGCACAUGGUGGCCAUUUCGACCAACUUGAAGCUCGUUGAAGAGUUUGGCAUCGACCCUGAUAACGCUUUCGCCUUCUGGGAUUGGGUUGGCGGGCGAUACUCCGUGUGCAGCGCCGUGGGGAUGUUGCCGCUUUCGCUCCAGUACGGCUACGACACGAUGGAGCAAUUCUUGAAGGGCGCGUGGUCGAUGGAUCAACACUUUGCCAACGCGCCGUUCGAGAAGAACUUACCGCUGACGCUCGGUAUGUUGUCCGUGUGGAACGUCAGCUUCCUGGAUUGUCCGGCUCGCGCCAUUUUGCCGUACACGCAAGCGCUCGCCAAGCUCGCGCCGCACAUUCAGCAAGUCGCGAUGGAAUCCAACGGUAAGGGCGUCGCCAUCGACGGCACCCCGCUCGAUUACGAAACCGGUGAGAUUGAUUUCGGUGAGCCCGGUACGAAUGGUCAGCACUCCUUCUACCAGCUCAUUCAUCAAGGUCGCACGAUUCCGUGCGAUUUCAUCGGCAUCAUCAAAUCGCAGCAAAGCGUGUACUUGAAGGGUGAAAUCGUCUCCAACCACGACGAGUUGAUGUGCAACUUCUUCGCCCAAGCCGACGCGCUCGCGGUUGGGAAAUCCGCCAUCGAGCUUCGUGCGGAAUCUUGCCCGGAUGCGUUGAUCCCGCAUAAGACUUUCACCGGUAACCGUCCGUCGUUAUCCAUUUUGCUCCCCGAGCUCAACGCGUACACCACCGGUCAGCUCUUGUCGCUCUACGAGCACCGCGUCGCGACGCAAGGCUUCGUCUGGGGCUUGAACUCGUUCGAUCAAUGGGGCGUCGAGCUCGGCAAGGUGCUCGCCUCCCGCGUGCGCACGUCCAUGAACAGCAAGCGCACCAAGGGUGAAAUCAUGACCCCCGGCGACGGCUUCAACCCGUCCACCACCGCCCUGUUGAACCGCUACCUCGCGGGCAAGGCGAAGCUCAUCUAUCCGGAGCCCAAGGACGUGUUCCCGUGCGAUUUGAUCGACGGCGACGAGUGCCGUCCGCCCACGUCGUACGUAUGA